Aegilops tauschii subsp. strangulata is the source of this 4374-nucleotide messenger RNA. Lineage: Eukaryota; Viridiplantae; Streptophyta; Magnoliopsida; Poales; Poaceae. The record is from RefSeq and is a predicted model, not a curated record.
AUGGCGAAUUCAAAAAGUACGGCAGGUGAACAUCAAACAGAUGAGGACGUAACUACAGUCCUUACGAAAGGGGUAAUUGAUGAUGAGUACAACCCAAACACCAUGCCCGUAUCUGAACAUUUUGACGAUAUUUACGCGACGGAACCAGUCCUUACGAGCGUUGAAAAUGUUGAAGAAUACAAUGCAUGCAUCAUACCCGUAGCUGAUAAUGUUGACGAUACUUCCACAACAGAACUAGAUGGUUCUAAAUUGCUACGUGUUGAUGAUGCUCAUGAUUAUUCGUUGUCCGCUCUGAGUAAUAUAACACUGAAUUUUGGCACACCUGUAGUGCAACAUGGAAAUGGGCAAGAACCUUUGAAAUUCAGGAUGCUUGAGUCUUUUGAAAACAAUAAGGAUAAUACGACUAACCUACAAGAUGAAAAUGAAGUCUACUGGCACAUUCGCCACGACGACAAUGCAGAAGACAUCGAUGUAUUCCUAAGCGACAUCAUGGGCGAUGAGCCGACAGGUCCCAAUUUGAUGGACGAGGAGUACUACAUGUUUCGCAACCAAGGAUCCAAUAAUGACAGCAUGGAUGAUGAGAGCAAAGCAACCAUGACUGGUGGUAAUCCUAGCGAGAUUGAUCCAUUUGACUUUGUCUACUCAAACAUUCCAGACAACACUCACAUCCUGAAACUCGCCGCAAACUGUGAACACUGCAAGGCCAGAAAAUUUGAGUCUGAGACUAACGGGUUCUGCUGUCGCAAUGGCCAGAUCGAACUUAAGCAACCGGAACCAGUCCCAGAGUUGAUGAGGCUAUGGUCCAGCAUGGAUGCAGAUUCUAGACAUUUUCGGGAGAACAUACGGUUCUUCAACGGGCAUUUUGCCUUCACAACCCUUGGCGUCAGCCUUGACGAAAACUACACAAACAUGAAGUCUGGGGUGUACACAUUCCGGGCACACGGCACCAUCUACCACAAUGUGCAUUCGUUCGGGCCUAGCUCCCGUCCUGAACAUCUGCAGUUGUACUUCUAUGAUGACGACCCAAACCUUAAUCAUCAUAAGGCGGCGACCAAUCAAUUAGACCAGGAUGUCGUGAAGAUGUUAGUAGACAUACUCAAAGAAAACCCAUACUCCCAGCAAUUUAGGAGUUUGGGUGCACACAAGGACAACCUCGAUAAUUAUAGGAUAGACCUAAACACCGAUAAGAGGCUUGACCAAAGAAGAUAUAAUAGACGGCUGUCAACUGAGGUUUCUGCAAUUUGGGUUGAGGGCAGUGACCUAGCCAAAAGGGGGGAGCUAGGUUGGCACCCAAAGCUACCUAAACGUAAUGUUCCAUGGGAGGUUGUACAACAUCCUCAACUGGGCCAUGAUGAUGAGGAGGAUGCAGCAAUGGCGGUCGACAUGUACAUCAAGAUUGAGAGUUGUCGGUUGAGGUGGUACAGGAAGAACCAGACGCAGAUUCGUGCCGACUUGUAUAAAGGAGUUGUUGAUGCGAUCACAUCGGGGGAGACAAGAGCAAGCGCUGUUGGCACCCGAAUAGUUCUCCCUGGAACAUACCCUGGUGGCGACCGCGACAUGAAGAAGAGGCAUAUGGAUGCCAUGGCAAUUGUCCAUACAUACGGGAAGCCUGACAUCUUCUUGACCAUGACUUGCAACCCUAAAUGGGAAGAGAUAACAAAUGAGUUGCUUCCUGGUCAGACGGCGCAAGACCGACCUGAUAUUGUGGCUCGCGUGUUCUACGGCAAACUAGAGGCUAUGAAAUACAUGUUGUUCAAGAAGCAUAUCCUGGGUGUUGUGGUCGCUUACGUUUACGUAGUCGAGUUCCAAAAGAGGGGCCUCCCCCAUGCACAUUUUCUGUUGAUCAUGGAUUCAACAUAUAAGCUUGUCGUCCCGGAGCAGUAUGACCGACUAAUUUCCGCAGAGCUCCCAGACAAGCAGAAGUAUCCGGAAUUGCAUGCAUUGGUGGUAAAACAUAUGAUGCACGGACCCUGCGGUGCUCUCAACCCGAAGAAUGUUUGCAUGCAAGAUAACGAAUGCAAGUGCAGAUACCCGCACCCGUUCAAUGAGAACACAUCACAAGGCAAGGACUCAUACCCAGUUUAUCGGCGUAGAGACGAUGGAAGUUGUGCUAAGGUCCGAGGGAAAAUGUUGGACAACAGAUGGGUUGUGCCUUAUAACCCUUACCUUCUGCGGAUGUUCAAUUGCCACAUCAACGUUGAGGUCUGCUCUAGCAUAAAGGCCGUCAAAUAUCUUUACAAGUACAUUUACAAGGGCCAUGAUAAGGCUUCUUUCAGCAUCGACCAACCCGAUGCCGAUGGUAACAUCGAUGAGAUCAAGAGAUACGUUGACGCAAGGGUUGCAUUCAAUGCGCAGGCUGACUUGAAGAAUGUUGUCGCCUCCGAAAAUGCUUCAAAAUCCAUGUCGCAUCGUGUCUGCCAAUCCCCUGCCGAGGGGGAGCGAUACUACCUGCGUGUGUUGCUAAACCAUGUUACGGGCAAAACAUCCUUCAACGACUUGCUCACCGUGGACGGCGUGCUAUGUGGGAGCUUUAGAGAUGCUGCUGAAAGGUUGGGACUCAUCGAGGCAGACAACACGCUCGACGACUGUCUUACUGAGGCUGAGCAGUGGGCGAUGCCAUGUUGUCUUAGGAGGCUCUUCGCAACCAUCUUGGUACACUGCGAGCCAGGCGACGUGCGCGGUUUAUGGGAUAGGCACCUCGAGCCUAUGUCAGAUGACUAUCGUCGAACACGCACGUCCCCGAACGAGGUGGAGCAGAUGGUGUUGCUUGACAUUAGGGGUAUGCUGCAGUCCAUGGGUAAAGACAUUGUUGAUUUCGCUCUUCCAAGCAUCGAUGAUGCGUUUGACCCAACCGAGAGCGAGGCAAGAGAGGUCAUCGAGGAAUCAACCGUUGAGUUUGACGUGGAUGACACUAAAUUGGCAUCUUCCCUAAACUUGGAGCAGAGGGCCGCAUACGACGAGAUACUAGCGGCUGUUGAACGCGGUGAUGGGGGUGUAUUCUUUGUUGAUGGCCCUGGAGGUACAGGAAAGACCUUCCUAUACAGGGCGAUGCUUGCCAAGGUGACGAGCGGUGGCAAGAUUGGUAUCGCUACCGCGACGUCGGGCGUCACCGCUUCUAUCAUGCCUGGCGGCAGGACUGCCCACUCGAGGUUCAAGAUCCCAUUGAGUUGCGAUGAUGGAGCCUCGUGCAGCUUCACCAAGCAGAGUGGGACCGCCAAGCUGCUAAGGAUGGCCUCAUUGAUAAUAUGGGACAAGGCCAGCAUGACGAAGCGACAAGCGGUCGAGGCAUUGGACAAUAGCAUGCGCGACAUUAUGGGAAUACGCGACCGACCCUUUGGAGGAAAAACUGUUGUUUUUGGUGGGGACUUUACGCAGGUGCUUCCGGUCGUCAGAAGGGGGUCGCGGGGCCAGAUAAUUGAUGCAACCCUCCGAAGUUCUCAUCUAUGGAAGGGUAUGCGGCAGCUUCGGCUCAUCACCAACAUGAGGGCUCAUAAUGACACGUGGUUUGCAGAUUACUUGCUAAGGGUCGGCAAUGGCACUGAGGAUGUCGACGAUCAAGGCAACAUACUACUCCCUGAAGACAUUUGUCUGCCGUCUACAGGCGAGGUUGACGACCUGGAGAAGCUUAUUGACCACGUGUUUCCGAGUCUAGAUGACAACAUGUCUGAUUCGAAUUACAUGACAUCUCGCGCAAUCCUUUCCACGACAAACGACAAUGUCGACAAGAUAAACAUCCGCAUGAUAGAGCGUUUUCAUGGAGAUGAAGUAAUCUACCAUAGCUUUGACAGUGCGGAGGACGACCCAUAUGGCUACUACGCUCAGGAGUUUCUGAAUGGAUUGACUCCUAACGGUCUUCCUCCGCAUGCACUCAAGCUAAAGCUGAACUGCCCUGUCAUACUUCUAAGGAACAUUGAUCCAGCUAAUGGACAGUGUAACGACACUAGGCUUGUUGUUAGAGGUUUUGAGAGGAACACCAUUGAUGCAGAAAUCGUGAUUGGACAACACGCUGGCAGGAGGGUCUUCCUUCCUCGAAUACCUCUCUGCCCAUCUGAAAACGACAUGUUUCUGUUCAAGUUUAAAAGGAAGCAAUUUCCUAUAAGGCUUAGCUUUGCUAUGACCAUUAACAAGGCUCAAGGGCAGACCAUCCCGAUUGUUGGUGUCUACCUACCCAAUCCCGUGUUCUCUCAUGGUCAGCUCUAUGUUCCUCUGUCUCGAGCCACCGCGAAAAGAAAUAUAAAGAUACUCAUUCAGAAGGAGAAGCCGAAGGAGAAGGCCAACAAGCAAAAGGACAAUCCAAAGAAGCGAAAAAGACCGACCGUGUCCUUACUGACGUCAAUGAAGAACAUCGUCUACAAGGAAGUCCUUACAGGCUGA